Cinara cedri is the source of this 784-nucleotide messenger RNA. The record is from the annotation of a GenBank genome assembly. NCBI's taxonomy places the organism in Eukaryota, Metazoa, Arthropoda, Insecta, Hemiptera, Aphididae.
AUGCGGGUCGCGGUCGCAGCGGCCCGGCGGUGGUACCGCGGUGCCGACGAAAAGGUUAGAUGCGCGUCGGUUUCCGGAAAGGGAUAAUCUCCGCUCCGGACGGAACUCCGCCGCACGCGACGCCGUUACAGUAAUACGUGCCCGCCGCGGGGUGUGCGAAAUAUAUUAUACCGCGCGCCGUCAGAACGGGACCGGCCCGGCUCCGAAUCCGGCGCAUUCGACGUAAUCGGCGGUAACCGUGCAGAAUCGCAAACACGUUCUCUGCGAUCCGAACUCUCGAGCAGUUAAAUAUCUUGGACUAACUGUAGAUCGCAGAUUAACCCGGGCCCACCAUAUUAAGUCUAAACGAAUAAACUUAAACUCUCGUGUACGCCUUCUUAAAACAUUUAUUAACAAUAACAAAUUCACUGAUAUCAACACAAAACCGCUCGUAUAUAAAUCUUUAAUCGAACCAGUAUGGACCUACGGCAUCCAGCUAUGGGGUAAUGCUAAAAAAUCGGACCUCAACCAAAUUCAAACCUUCCAAAACUCAACCCUCAGGAAACUACUCAAUGCUCCACCUUACGUCUCGAACUGCACUAUCCACUCAGACUUAAAUAUGAAAGCUGUCCAGGAAGAAGCUAAAGCACACUAUAAGCGCUUUCAUAACCGUCUGUCCUCCAACUGUAAUCCACUAAUCCGCGAUCUCGCAGUCCCGACCAUUCCUGGCAAUCAUCCUAGGCGUCUCAAACGCAAAUGGUGUCGUGAACUUCUCAUCCCCCCCCCAUCUGAAUUUAAAACAUAA